Molecule: messenger RNA, 1871 nt
Organism: Actinia tenebrosa (Australian red waratah sea anemone)
Lineage: Eukaryota; Metazoa; Cnidaria; Anthozoa; Actiniaria; Actiniidae
Product: fibroblast growth factor 1-like
Molecular function (GO): growth factor activity
Source: RefSeq, a predicted model, not a curated record
CUGGGACAACACCAUCAGAGCUCCAAUCACUAGCUACACUAGCUGUAAGAAAGAAAAAGGCGUACUCAAUACAGAAGAGAAUCAUAGAUUUUUUCGAUAUUAUCAUUGAAUAGUUUGGAAAAUUAUUUCAUUCUGUAGUUGGAUCAACGUUCACUUAUUUACCAAGAAUGCAUAAGACAACUUCAAUGAUGGCAUUACUUUUUAUCCUAGUUGCAAUAUUUGCAUGGAAUUGUCAUGCCAGACCAAGUACUAGAGGAAGGGGGAACAUCGAAGAUCUAAUUCGUAGACCAAAUUCAUUCGAAGAGGAAUUGCUAGACUCCAUUGUAUUCAGGGACAGACCAAAAAGGCAAGCGAUUAGGACUACUGUUAGGAUAAAUGCUAGAUUACAAAGCAAAUAUGGAUGGUUCUUAGCGAUUAAAGACGACGGCAGUGUUAAAGGAACUACCUAUAAUAGUCCAAAUGCUGUUCUUCGACUAGAAGUCGUUGGUAAAAGCUUACUUCGAAUUUAUGGCAUAAAAGUGAAGAAAUAUCUUGCAAUGGAUGCCAAAGGACGGCUAUACUCAACGAGCCAGCUUAAUAAUGAUACUUUAUUCAAUCAGUACCAGGGACCAUUAGGUUUUAACACAUUUUCCUCUGCGACUCAUCUUAGCAAAUCUCAAAAGAAAAUGUACGUGGCUUUGCGUGACAAUGGAGAAACCAAGAAAGGAUCUCGAACGAAGGGAACCCAUAAAUCGGCACAAUUCACAGUUGUAAGACUCACUAAGUAAAUAAUUCCGUGAGUGAAUUCAUAUUUGUUGAGCAAGUAUUUUUUAGUACUUUUAGCUGGCUAAAAAACAAAGCUAGAAGAUUCUAAACUAGAAUAUUAAUUUGUAUACGUAUAAGAAGAAUAUAUUUAUUUUGAAAACGUAAUUAAUAGAUAAUUAAUAAAUCAUAUCACUCGAGAAAUUAAAUAUAUAUAUCUAUAUAGAGAGAAAAAUUCUAAACGAAAAUCAAAAUUAUUAUACAAAAUUAUGCAUGUGUUGAAAUUUGUGAACCAAAAUGCUUUUUGAUCGCCUCCGAGAAACGAAGAGUUCUGAAGAAACAUAACUGUAUUUUGAUUGGCUAAGCCAGCAAAAUUUAGAACCAAUGAAUUCAGUUCUGUUCCGUAGGGUUCGCCCAAAUCUAAAGUUGUUGGCCUCAGACCAAAAGAAACGUGGGCUCUAGAAACGAGAACGACCGAAAGGAACUCUGGAUAAUCAGAUAUUGAUUAUUCUAAACAUCAAACAACUUUACAAUAUAUUAGGCCGAUUUUGAAAAGUAAUUUAUCCCGGUAGUUAUAUAAGGAGUAUUAAAUAAAGAAUUUUUAAAUUGCACAAAGAAACAUAAAAACGUGUUUCAAAUUCAAUUAAUUUUCACUAAAAAAUAUAAUUCCUUAAUGAAAAUGUUUCUCUCUUCAAAGCAUUUAAAAUAUAGUAUAUUUAUUUAAUUAGCUAGAAAAUAUUUAAAUUCAGCAAAAUAGGUUUAUAUAUGGAAGUCUUUUAGUUAUGAUUAGCUAAUUGAAUCAAUUGAAUUUUUAACAUUUAAGGCAUUUAUUCACAAAAGACAAACCUAUAAAAUAUUAUAUAACUUAUUCAAAAAAAUUUAAAUCUAUGAAAUAAUAUAAGAUAUAAGAAGUUGAUGAUAUAUUGUUACAUUAUUGAAUGUAGUUAGAUUAUUGGUAAGUAAUAGUAUUAUAGUAUUAUCAUAUUUGUUAUGUGUAUGCCGUAUAUAUAUGGUAUUUUUUUAGUAAGCGGUAUUGUAAUUCACCCCACAAAGUGGUAGAUGUAGAUCUGUGUCAGAUGGAAAUAUGUUCUAUCCAAUGGAAUAUCUAAUAAAAAAAAUUAAAUGAAGAA